Manihot esculenta (cassava) is the source of this 2750-nucleotide messenger RNA. Its product is annotated as NADPH-dependent diflavin oxidoreductase 1. The coding region runs from base 508 to 2388 and encodes 626 amino acids. Gene Ontology annotation, molecular function: flavin adenine dinucleotide binding; FMN binding; NADPH-hemoprotein reductase activity. The transcript has 13 exons. Lineage: Eukaryota; Viridiplantae; Streptophyta; Magnoliopsida; Malpighiales; Euphorbiaceae. The record is from RefSeq and is a predicted model, not a curated record. Gene Ontology annotation, cellular component: cytosol.
CUACCCACUAACCCAAUCCCCACCUCCCCACCAUCAUCUCCUUCCUACCGAAAGCUAGAGAGCCAGCAGUCUUCUCCCCAUUCUCCCAGUUCACACGCUGCGAGGCACUACCACUUAGUCCGUCCUCCAUUUCGCCCUCCCGUAGCCAUCUCCUUCCUCCACAGCAACUCAUCUCCACCAAAACACCUUCAAUCCCUCAGCCCCGCGAAAUCCCACGCCCGUCACACACUCACCCCUUAAGAACCCGAUUUCAGCUCCUUCAUCUCCCUCAGCCAUCCAUGCCCAACCAGAGAUAGACUCGAAGCCACCAACGAUCUCAGCAGAUUGCGAGUGUUGCCAGCAAGCCGACUUCUACCAGUGGCGGCACCAGUAGCUUUACACAGUAUUUCCGGGAGACGCCGCUUUGUCCACUCAGAGCAGGGGAUUUGUGGUUUCCACCCUAGUCAACAUCUCCUUCUGCACAAAAAGGAAAAAAAAUUCGUGAAAGGCAGCCAAGUUUUUACAGUCAUGGUUGAGAAACCUAAGAAGUUGGUAAUACUAUAUGCAACUCAAACUGGAAAUGCUUUGGAUGCAGCUGAGCGUAUUGGCCGUGAGGCUGAGCGCAGAGGCUGCCCUAUCACUCUUUGUUCCAUGGAUGAAUUUGACGCUAGUUCUUUACCUCAAGAAGACACUGUAAUUUUUGUUGUUUCUACCACAGGCCAGGGAGAUACACCAGAUUCUAUGAAGGAUUUUUGGAGGGUCCUUCUGCAGAAAAAUCUUAGUAAGCAUUGGCUAGAUGGAGUUCAUUAUGCUGUUUUUGGAUUGGGUGAUUCUGGUUACCAAAAAUAUAAUUUUGUGGCAAAGAAGCUUGACAGAAGGCUUUCAGAUCUUGGGGCAACAACUAUUGUUGAAAGAGGAUUGGGAGAUGAUCAGCACCCUUCAGGGUACGAAGGUGAGUUGGAUCCUUGGAUGUCAUCCUUGUGGCGUGCACUGUACCAAGUCAGUCCUAAUUUAUUCCCAAAAGGUCCAGAUUUUGUGACUCCAGAAUCAAAAUUGAUUGAUCAACCUAAAUUCCAAGUAAUAUAUCAUGAAACUGACAUGGUGGACUCGCAAUUACUUACUGAUACAGGUUUAAAAAAUAUUCAAAUGCAUGUUGAGAUGGCUCGCUCGAUGUUGCCUGGGAAAUUUUCUCAUGACAAGAACAGGCCGGAUUGUCUUCUUAAAAUGGUAAAGAAUCAACCAUUGACUAGAGCAGACUGUGGAAAAGAUGUGCGCCAUUUUGAAUUUGAAUUCAUUUCAUCAGCAAUCAAAUAUGAAGUUGGUGAUGUCCUUGAACUUCUCCCUGGUCAAAAUCCUGCUGCAGUGGAUGCUUUUAUACAGCACUGUAAUUUGGAACCUGAAUCACUCAUCACUGUGCACCCUAGAGUGAUGGAAAGUGCUGAAAGCAAUGCCCCUAAUGUCCCUAUCAAGCUAAAAACUUUUGUGGAACUAAAUAUGGAUGUUGCAUCAGCUUCUCCUAGACGCUAUUUCUUUGAGGUUAUGAGCUUUUUCGCAACAGCUCAACAUGAAAAGGAGAGACUUCAAUAUUUUGCAUCACCUGAAGGAAGAGAUGAUCUAUACCAAUACAACCAGAAGGAACGAAGAACUGUUUUGGAGGUGCUAGAGGAUUUCCCUUCUGUGCAAAUGCCUUUUGAGUGGUUGGUGCAGUUGGUUCCUCAAUUGAAAACUAGGGCUUUCUCCAUUUCUUCUUCCCUUUCAGCUCAUCCUAAUCAAGUGCACUUGACCGUGAAUGUAGUGUCAUGGACAACACCUUUUAAGAGGACGCGGACAGGUCUCUGCUCCACGUGGCUUGCCAAAUUAGAUCCUCAACAAAAUACAGGUUUAUAUAUUCCAGCAUGGUUUCACAAAGGUUUACUUCCUCCACCACCACCAUCACUUCCCCUUAUUCUUGUCGGGCCGGGGACAGGAUGUGCACCUUUUCGUGGGUUUGUGGAGGAAAGAACCAUACAAGACGUAUCUGAUAGAGCUGCUCCCAUUAUGUUCUUCUUUGGUUGCCGAAGUGAGGAGAAUGACUUCUUAUAUAAAGAUUUUUGGCUGUCUCAUGCACUAGAAAAUGGGGUGCUUGCAGAACAAAGGGGUGGGGGUUUUUAUGUUGCCUUUUCAAGAGACCAGCCGCAAAAGGUUUAUGUGCAGCAUAAAAUGCAAGAACAUAGUGGGAGGAUAUGGGAUUUGUUAUUAGAGGGGGCUUCUAUUUAUGUCGCAGGAUCUUCGACCAAAAUGCCCUCAGAUGUAAGGGCAGCGUUCGAGGAUAUAAUAUCCCGAGAAGCUGGGGUUUCGAAGGAAACUGCUGAGCUGCAACUUAGGAGGUUGGAAAGGGAUGGUAGAUACCAUGUUGAAGCAUGGUCUUGAGUGCUGCUGUGUUCUUUAACAUCACAGUGUAAUUCCAUAUGAAGUAUAAUAGUGAAAGUGUUACAAGCAGGUUAUACAACAUUUGAUUCAGGAAGAGUAUGUUGAGCAGUUAAAGGGAAUACAAGAUUGGCUUCAGUUAAGGUUAUGUUUGCUUCAAUUUUCAUCUGCAGAUGAGACUUAGGAGUCGUGUUCCGUUUAUUGAUGUUUCCAUAGACAGGUCAUAUGAUGAUAUGAACUGAAACAUUGAAUUCUAACAUCAAGUUUCUCUCUCUCUCUCUUUUAUAUUUGAAGAAAAUUAUUUUUCAAGCGUCUGGAAGUGACAGUUUUCAUCCGAGGAUAUUGUUAGAAUUACAAUGAGUGAC